Molecule: messenger RNA, 1217 nt
Organism: Monoraphidium neglectum
Lineage: Eukaryota; Viridiplantae; Chlorophyta; Chlorophyceae; Sphaeropleales; Selenastraceae
Exons: 1
Source: RefSeq, a predicted model, not a curated record
CACGCGAGGGCAGGGGCCCCGUCAGCCCACACCUCAAGGCGCGCCCGAGGGCGCCCGACGGCGCGCGGCCCACGGCCGCGGCGGCAGGGGGUCACGGGGCGCGUGUUGCCGCCGCGGGUGGCGCGGUGAGCGCAAGCACGGCCGUCGGUGCGGCCGGCUCGCGGGCGUCCCUGGCUUGGCUGCCGGCGUCAGCAGCAGCAGCAGCAGCAGCAGCAACAGCAGCAGCAGGGCCGGCAGGCGAGGGAUGGGGUGCAAGUGCCCACCCCUGCUUGCCCAACCAAGCGCGGCCGCACGCGGACGCGGCGGCAGCGCAGCAGCAGGCAGGGGCGGGGCCUGGGGGUGUGACGCACGGGUGGCUGCCGCACGUGCUGCCAGGCGCCUACAACGCAGCCGCGUGCAUGGGGCCAGCGGCCCAGCAGCCGUGGGGGCCGUGGGGCUCGCCCCAUGCGGUCUGCCCGCCCAACUUCCCGCAGCAGCACGCCCACCAGCCGUACUGGGCCCAGCAGCCGCAGCAGCACCCACCCCCCAGUGACUGGUCGCACGCACAGCAGCAGCACGCCCCCUGGGGCGCCCCCGCGCCGCAGCAGGCCCCGUGGCCGCCGCCGUGGCCGGGCGCGCCGCAGUGGCCUGCGCCGCACUCGGCGCCGCUGGCGCAGCCGCAGCCGCCGCCGCACUGGGCCGCGGGGCCGGGCAGCCCGCUGGUUCCCACGCUGCUGCACUACCGGCCGACUGUGAUGCGAUGCAGGACGGCGUCCGCAGGAGGCAGCAGCGCCGGGAGCUUCGCGGCAGCUGCCAUGCCGACCGCCGCGGAGCUCUGGGGGUACCCCUGCGCGACUGAUGUGGCUCUUCGCGGUGGCUGCGACCGCGCCCGGCAGCAGCAGCAUCAGCAGCAGCAGCAGCAGCCGGCGGGCAAGCAUACGUGCGCGCAGCCGUUUGAUGGGGCAGAGGGCGAUGCAGCGCCUGGAAGCUGGGACCAGCAACUGCAACAGCAGCAGCAGCAGCAGCAGCAGCAGCAGCAGCAGUACCAGCUGCACCAGCAGCGGCCCGACGUCUGGCCAAGUAGGGGCGUUGGCCCGACCGGCGGCACCGCACCUCAACGGCUUCAGCAGCAAGGCGCGCUUGCGGCGGGUGCUGGCGGCAACGGCGGUGGUGGCGCGCGCGCCGGGAGCGGCCUCAUUCACGUGGCGCCCUCUAAGCUCGGCCUGCUGCUGUCAUGA